Adineta ricciae is the source of this 3069-nucleotide messenger RNA. The record is from the annotation of a GenBank genome assembly. NCBI's taxonomy places the organism in Eukaryota, Metazoa, Rotifera, Eurotatoria, Adinetida, Adinetidae.
AUGUUGAUCGACGACGAAGUAGCAUUACGAGAAUGGCUCGUUGCAACACUCGAGCCGAUAUGCGACGCGGAGCCCAUGGCUUUAGCUCGUUAUGUUCUCGCUUUGGUAGCGAAAGAUAAACCAUUAGACAAAUUACGCGAAAACUGUAUUGAUCGAUUAGAAGUCUUUCUUGAUCGUGCCACAAAAGAUUUUGUUGAUCAACUGUUUGACGUCAUUCGAAAUGGACGGUAUAUUCCAGAGGCAAAAAAAGAAAAUGUGCAACCUAAAGCGAGUGAUAGUAGUGACGAGAAAUCAGCAGAAUCAUCUGAACUAUUAGAACCACAAAAUUCUUCGUCGCCAGCGAAACAAGAUAAUGAACAACAACAGCAACAAAUCCCUACUACUUCCCAAGACACAUUAUCUUCUGAACAAACCACAAUUGCUCAACAACAAUCAUCUGGAGCGAUAAUCCAACCUGUUAAAAGGCGGUAUUCCUACCGUUCAUCUUCCGGUCGUCAUCAUUCGCCUAAUCCGCGACGGCAUGUGAAUACGACCAGUGGCGGUGCUAAUCGCCAUCAGACAUCGUCACACUAUCGCCAAACAACAAAUUCCAAUAAUCAACGUUCGAAUCGUUCAUCGUCUCGCUCACGUUCCGGUUCACCGCCGCCAGCAAAACGUGCACAACGUUCCUAUUCACAUUCAUCAUCCGGUUCAUCCUCACGUUCCUCGCCAUCACGUCCAAUCAGUACUAUUCAUCAAGCACCGACGACAAAUACAAAUUUUUUAUACAAAAAAAUACCUUGUAGUGAUUUUUUUGAAAAUAAAGGUUAUUGUGCACUCGGAGAUUCAUGUCCAUAUGAUCAUGGAACAAAUGCUCUUGUUUUCGAACAACAACAGCAGCAACAGCAACAACAACAACAACAACAACAAACAUAUUAUCCGCCUUAUCAGCAAUAUGGAAUGCCUCCAGCUCAUCUUCAUCCGCAUUACCACGAAUAUAAUCCUGAAACACCUGAAUUAAAACAUGGAUCACAUCAAGGUCCACCAAUGUUCAUGAGACAUCCUAUGCAUCACCAUCAUGCGCGCAUGCAAGGCCCACCAUUAUCAGCAGGACAACCACCAUUAUCACAACAGCAAAUGAUGAUGAUGAAUCCUCAGCGUACACUUGUUACUGUGGUGACCAAUGCUGAACCAUUGCCGCUCGAACAAAAACUACGACAAAAUGAUUCAAUGGGAAUGCCGAGCGGUCCGAUGAUGUACCCUAAACGGCAUGGUACUGCCGGCCCUUAUCCAAAUGAUCGACGACCACAACAACAAAUGCAACAACAGCAUCAACAUCAACAUCAGCAUCAGCAUCAGCAUCACCACCAGCAACACCAGCAGCAGCAGCAACAACAAGAACAAGCACCAGCUAAUGAUUCAAAUAACAAUACUAACACGGCUAACAGUCAUACGAACCCUUCGAAUUCAAAUAAUGGAUAUCAUGGACGAGGAUGGAAACGUCCAUGGCAAAAGCCAGAUGGAUCUAGUGCAACACCGGCCACUCUUGAAAUACGUAAAAUUCCGGUUGAAUUCAAUACCAUUUCCAAAUUGAACGAGCACUUUAGCAAGUUCGGUACAGUUACAAACGUUCAAAUUGCUUAUGAUGGAGCACCCGAUUCAGCUCUGGUUGCCUAUGCGACCCAGCACCAAGCUGAAACAGCUUAUAAAAAUCCUCAACCAUUAUUUAAUAAUCGUUUCAUUAAGAUCUUCUGGCACAACAACAAUAAGGGACAAUCUUCUGGUAACAAUAGUAAUAGUUCUAAUCAAUCUACGCAGCAACCAACAGCGACAGCAUCGUCGUCGUCGUCGUCAGAUGCUGCACCAACUAAGAAACCAUCGACGAGCACACCCAAUCCCAUGAAACUUCACUGGAUGAAAAUGCAACAACUAUCAGGAAGCAAAGCCGAUCAAACGUCAACGACUACUCAGCCAACUACAACUCAAACAACGGCAACAGCAACGGUAACUCCCGCAGCGGUAGCGGCGUCCGUAGCCCCUGUAGCUGCGCCAGCUUCAAAGAAAACGGCUCACCCAUCUUCAACGAUUACGAAAAAAGAAGCAGUGAAGAAAGCUGCCGUUGAAAUUCAACGUAAAAAACAAGGCCUACUCGAAGAACAAAUUCAACAGCAGAAAUUAUUACUAAAAAAACUAGAAGUCGCUGAGACAAACACUGAGAAAGAAUCUAUUCGAUCGUUGAUGAAACAAGUCGAUUCUACUAUUGUGAUGCUUAAAGAUUCACUACGUUUAACAGCACCCGUGAAAACAUCAUCAUCGUCUUUGUCAGCAGCAGGAUCAUCAACAUCAAAGCCGGUCCCGCCGACAAAAAUUAGUCAGCAGGACGCACUCAAACAACGUGCGCAGACUUUACGGAAACAACUUGAGACCCUAAGAGCUAAAACAUCAGCAGACAUGCGUCGUGCAAUGAGCUCAACAUUAGGUCAAUCAUCAUUCAAUUUGACAAAUGCUCACAAUGAUAAUGAACAUAAUACCAAACAAAAACAACUAAUUAUUAAAAACAUUAAUGAUUUACCACGAAGUGAAUUAGAAGAAUUUUUAAAGAAAUCUGGAGCAACGAAAAUUCAACCGGGUGAUAAUGACAAUACACUACUUGUUACGUAUUCUUCUCAAUCGGAUGCAGAUAAAAUACAACAGAAUGGACUAACGUUUCAGGAUCAUAAUCUUGACGUCUCUUUCAACGCAGACACGUCGUUAAACACCAGUGGUAAAAAGCGAACUCUCUCAGAAACCAUCGAAGAUGAACUUCUUGGCGCGACAUCCGCGGAGACGACCCAUGAAGGUGCAGAGGACGAUGACGAAGGCGACGGUGAUGAACCCGAAGCAAAACGAAGAAAUCAAAGUCAAACCAGUGAUGUCGAUGAGAGCGAAGAUAUUGAAGAAGAUCAACUCUUAGCGGAUACUAGUCGAUCGUCAAAUAAUCGUGAAUCAAAACGUACAAAUCUUUCUUUGAAUAGUCAUGACGAAUUGAAUCAACAUUACGAAUUUGAACCCCAAGAUCUUGACGAUGAAGUUCAAUUACUCGACUCUUGA